AUGCCGCUCCCGUCCAUCGAGCAGAUCGAAGACUACCUCGAGCGCGUUGAGGAGCUCGUCGUCUCCAGCCUCAACGCCGCGACCCCGGACUUGCCCAAGGUCUCCGAGACCAUCCAUCGCCUCUGGCAGGAUGUUCUCCGCCACAGUCCACAAGCCGUUCCCGCGAGCCUGAAGAAGGGCCUCGGGGCGUUUGAGAUCCCGCCUCCACCCCCGCCGCCUCCUGCGCCCAAGGGUUUCUUUGACGGCACCGCGGACUGGGUCGCCGAUCAUCCGUGGACGACCGCCGGGAUCAGCGUUGGCGUAGUUGGCGCCGGGUUGCUCGUCGGGUAUGCGUCCCCGCGGUUCAGACAUAGGCGGGUUGGGAUGCGGAGGCAAGCGCAUGCAGCGGCGAAUACGGAGAGGAGGAACGUCGUUGUCGUUCUUGGAGGUGAUAACCCUCUUGGUCUCCCUCUCAUUCUCGAUCUCGAGAAGAAGGGCUACAUUGUCAUCACUAGUGUCUCUACUCCUGAAGCCGUCGAAGAGAUCGAAAGCAAAUGCCACGGAUAUGUUCGUGCCCUUGUCCUAGACCCCACAGAGCCCGAAAUGAUUCCAUUCUUCCUACGAUCUCUUGCUUCCACAAUGUCCCGCAGGUUCCCCAUCAACGCUGCCGGAGACCCGCACGCUCCCUCUUCCACCCACCUCUUCGUCCACUCUGUCGUGUCCCUUCUCACCCUCCCAUCAUCCGCCACCCCACCUUCCAUCGCUCCUCUGGAACACCUCAACCUCCGCACGUCCUACCAAUCCUACCUUCAAGCCACGCACAUCACCCCGCUCCAAAUUUUCCAGGCGCUCCUGCCCCUAUUACGCGCUUCUCCAGCCCGCGCCCGCGAUACCCUUGCCAACGGUCUCGGAAAGCAGAGCAUCGUCGUCUGCCUGCCCUCGACCGACGCACGCGUCGGUCUUCCCUUCGCAAGCGCGCAAGCGAUGAGCGCCGCCGCGACGCUGCGCGGCGUCGAGGUCCUUCGGCGUGAGAUUCGCGCGUCUGCGGCCUCGGCGGUCGGCAUCCCCGCGGCCGAUGCGAUGCGCAACAUCAAGGUGGUCGUGGUCGACGUCGGCGCCGUAGGUCCCGCGCCAUCCGCCGCGCUCGAGGGUAGCCUCACCUCGCUCGAGGAGUGGACUCCAUCCGAGCAAGCAGCGUACGGGGCGGCGUUCGCGUCGCUGCUCGAGCAAGGCGGCGCGCGGGGGAUGCGGCGGCAGCCGAGCGAAGUGUCGGCGUUCGUGCGCACGGUGGCGGACGUCGUCGGGAGCGGCCGGAGGGGCGAGCGAGCGUGCUCGGCGGUUCGUAUGAGCCUCGGGAGGCUGCGCGAGCUCGUGUGGGGAGACAGGGUGGUCGUCGGCGCUGGAGCCCGCACAUAUGCGCUCGCCUCGCACCUGCCUGCGAUCAUCCUUGAUGGUCUCCUCAAUAUUCCCUACCUCCUCGUCUCCCUCCGCAACUCCCUUCUGCCCGUUCCACCGCGCGUCGCGCUUCCUCCCCCGCCUGAACCUGUCGCUCCCGCCGCCCCGACCGUUGAUAUCGCACCGCCUCCCUCCACAGAGAAAGUGGCCACAGGAACGCCUGAGAGUGAUCGCUCCCACUCCGAGACGGGCAGCGAGGCGGAUGUCGAGAGCAACGAGGGCGGGUAUGGCACCGGCGUAGGCGAGUCGUGGGUGAGCCUCAAGAGCCAGCCGGCGUCGUGA
Messenger RNA from Epithele typhae, 1716 nucleotides. RefSeq lists its product as uncharacterized. Lineage: Eukaryota; Fungi; Basidiomycota; Agaricomycetes; Polyporales; Epitheliaceae. The record is from RefSeq and is a predicted model, not a curated record. The coding region runs from base 1 to 1716 and encodes 571 amino acids. The transcript has 4 exons.